Molecule: messenger RNA, 903 nt
Organism: Cimex lectularius (bed bug)
Lineage: Eukaryota; Metazoa; Arthropoda; Insecta; Hemiptera; Cimicidae
Product: histidine-rich glycoprotein-like
Exons: 2
Coding region: 136-870 (244 amino acids)
Source: RefSeq, a predicted model, not a curated record
AAGUCGUCAUAAGAUCUUUAUUAUGUCCACGAUAAUCUGCUUUAACUUCCUCAGAGGGGUUGGAGAAUUCCACCGGCGUAUAAAUAAAGUCAGUUCUUAGAAAGAGACCUAUUGGAGAAAAGGUGUCUGGUUAAGAUGAUACCAUUUAUUCUAUUUGCUGCCAUCGUUGCCGGAACGUCUGGUCAUGUUGUCGUUUUGCAAAAAUCUCAACUCGGACAAGCGGCAAAUGGUCCAGGACCUUCUAGGCCGAGAGUUCAUUACCAUUGGGACAAACAUCACCAUUAUCACAGCGAUGAGCACCUCCACGACGACUUCCACAAUCACCAACACGACAACGUCCAUAACCACGAUUCUGUACAUCACCACUCUCACGCAAAUGUACACAAUCAUUUCAGCCCCAAUCAUCAUAUACAUCACAACAUUCACGAACACAGUAGUAACCAUGAUCACGCUCAUGAAAAUCAACAUUAUCACGAGAGUCACCACGAGCACAAAGAUCUCGGGACUUCUGUGCACGGCCAUCAAGACUAUCAUCACCAUAACUCAGUUCGUCGACGUUCAGCCCGAAGCGCGGUGAUUCACGAUGCACAUCCUCACCAUGAAGAUUAUUGGUACCAUGGACAUCACCACGGCCACCACCAUGGACAUCACCACGGCCACCACCAUGGACAUCACCACGGCCACCACCAUGGUCAUCACCACGGCCACCACCAUGGACAUCACUACGGCCACCACCAUGGACAUCACCAUGGCCAUCACCAUGGUCAUCACCACGGCCACCACCAUGGACAUCACUACGGCCACCACCAUGGACAUCAUCACGGUCAUCACCACGGGCACCACCAUGGACAUCACCACGAUGAAAAUUGAUAUUAUUUGAACAAAAAUGUUAAAUAUCCUAAA